This is a messenger RNA of Mycena citricolor, 3958 nucleotides long. NCBI's taxonomy places the organism in Eukaryota, Fungi, Basidiomycota, Agaricomycetes, Agaricales, Mycenaceae. The record is from the annotation of a GenBank genome assembly.
UUUCGAUGACAAGUAAUGUGGAUUAAUAGUGUAAGCGAUACAACUCAGAUUAAAGUAAGUACAUUGACUAGGAAAAGAAGAAAUCUGCGGAAUAGAGGUCUUCGUUCAUUAAUGGGUGAGCCGUGGAGAUAUCGGUAGCAUUAUUAGUAGUGGAGAGAUGCGAUUGCCAAACACGGUGGUCGUGCUUGGGAUGCUUGGAAGACAUCCAGUACAUGCCGGACAACUGGAAUGAUUGAAGAUCAGGAAAGGCUGUGAGGGCCGAGCCCAUUUGCUCGUAAAAUAUCUGGUCGGGUUCAGGCACGCUCUGCGAACAGAGAUCGCUACUCACGUUGAGUGAAGGCGCAGGUAAGUUACACGUGGAUGUUAUUUGGAGAUAUAUGAUAGAUGGAAGGUAGCGGCCGAGAGUUUCGAGCAACGGAAGUGGCGCCGAGCUGGUCGCGAGGCUCAAUGCGGCGAUCGGCGUCGUGGACUGGGCUAGAGCUGCUGCCGUAAGUUCCGUGAAAUCACCUGCAGAGAUAAAUAUGCUCUCGACAGGGUUCCCAGGAACCAACGCAGCGACGGCUUCAGCACAUCCCGUAACUUCGGCUAGACGUGGCAUGGGAGGAACCGCCAGAGUUGGGGAAAGAGACGGGGAGUCUCCGACUUGGAGGGCGCGAAGAACUGGGACGUUUGCUAGCCAACGGAGAACGCGUGCAUCCAAUGGAAACGAAGAAGAGAAGGACUGUAGCCGAGGAUACAUGAGGUUGCCUGGCAGGAUCCAACCCGCUGUCUCAUCUACGGCGAGAUCCAGGGUGAUGAGGCCGGGCAUGCUCGACAGCGCAAUGGCCAGUUGGCGGUAGAAGGCGCCCAGAGGACCCGGUGUCGCGUCCUUUCCCGAAAAUAGAUUCAGGGAAAAGUGCCGGACAUAGCUGGAGAGGUCCCUGCGCCGGGAAAGGAGGAUGAGGGUCGAAAGCGACGCGUGCCCUGGGAGUCUGGAGCGCGAGAUGACGAUGUCGCGGUACAGGGCGCGAAGUGCGAUCGAGGACAGAUGCGCGUCAACGAGUGCCAAGGAGGCAAGGUCAUGAGCUCGAAGACAGCUUGCGACGUUAUCCCAAAGCUCGACGGGAAUCGCACGGGUCAUGGGGGGGAGGGGAAAGAUGGAGAUGUAACAUCCAGUGCAGUCUUUUAUGGGAUCGCACAUACAUGUUGAGUGAUAGAGAGAGAACACGUCAAAUGCACUUCAAUGAUCCCGCAAACUGUCAUCAACACGACGGUUAUCUCUUCCACUCCGUCUGCUUCGCACAUGCGUGUUCUCGUGCACUGCAAAUCUGUUCCGAGAUUUCGCUCCUAUUCGAGCACACCACUCAAACCUCAUUCAGCGCCAUUCCCCGCACGCACUCAUAAUUGUGGCGUGCUGACCGCCGCAGACGUUGGUUCUCGUGUCGUUCUCACUGGUUGGCUCCUGCCUGAGCGCAAGGGUGGCAAGCUCUUGUCCUUCUAUCCUCUUCAGGAUUCUUUUGGCACAACACAGCUGGUGGUCAAUCACUCUUCGGAUCGAUCCUCUCUUUCGGACAUUCCCACCGAGUCCGCUGUCUUAAUUGAAGGCACGGUCGUUGCCCGGCCUCAAGCCGCCAGACGACCUGGCCCGACCGGUGAUAUUGAUGUCCACGUCGACCGACAUAUCCUAUUAAACCCCGCCGACGCCAAUCUACCGUUUUUCCCAUUGAGCGGACGGACUUUGCCAAACGACGAGCUUAGGGCUCGUUUCCGGUAUCUGGACCUCCGUCGUCCAUCUUUGUCGUCAAAUCUGCGAACCCGUAGUCGAGUGUCGCAUCUAGUGCGCAAUUCGCUCCACGAACUGGAUUUUACCGAAGUUGAGACACCGGUUCUCCUUCGGUCAUCCCCCGAAGGAGCACGAGAGUUCCUGGUUCCCACGCGUCUUGCGACGGCAGUGGAUGAGCCAAGAUUUUUUGCCCUGCCACAGUCGCCACAGCAGCCAAAGCAGCUCCUGAUAUGUUCAGGCGGCGUCGAUAAGUACUUUCAGAUCGCGAAAUGCUUCCGAGACGAAGAUGGCAGGAAGGACAGACAACCGGAAUUCACCCAGAUCGAUCUAGAAAUGGCCUUCGUCUCUUGGGGAAAAGCGUCUGAAAGCACUGACGGCUGGCGAAUCGGAGGCGGAGAAGUCCGCACCGUCGUCGAGAUGCUUGUGAAGAAGAUCUGGAAGGAGGUUCUGGAUAUCCAACUUGAGACAACGUUCAGGGUCAUGACCUACAGCGAAGCGAUGAAGCGGUAUGGAUCUGACAAGCCGGAUACUCGCUUUGGACUAGAGAUUGUGGACGUAACACGUUUCUUGCCGUCCGAUGUUCGAUCUGCUCUCGAAGCCGAAGACCAGGUCCUGGAAUGCAUCCCCGUGCGACAGUCCAUGGAGUCCGAGCUGAUGCAUGCUGCUCGCAAAUGCGAGUUUAGCUCGCCUGUAAGACGAGUCGUUUUCACUGAAAAGAAUGCUUCGCAAUGGCUGGCUGGGACCGCGGGCCAAGAUGAUAGCGUCAACCAAGAGCUUGGUUUGCAGGCCGGCGACGUGCUCUGGACAUGCAUAAGCCCCAAAACUCCCAGCGGUGGAUCCACACUUCUCGGGCAGGUUCGCCUCCAAAUGUCAGAGUUGGCCCAGGCCUCAGGUGCGGCUUCUCAGGGGUUCUGCAACUUUCAAGCUCAAAGUCGCAUAGGAAGGCUCGUGCUGGAUGCCCAACCGCACUUUCUAUGGAUUACCGAAUUCCCGCUGUUCACUCGGGCUGACGGGGACAAAGAGUUCCUUGCACAGGGCAGAUGGAGCAGCAGCCAUCAUCCGUUCACUGCUCCAAUGUGGGAGGACAUCGCGGCCAUGUAUGCGGGAGACAUCGCCCAGGCAAGUCUUGUUGCCGUGCGGGGGCAGCACUACGAUCUGGUCUUGAAUGGGACCGAGAUUGGGGGUGGCUCUGUCCGCCUGCACGAUUCUGAAAUGCAGGACUACAUCUUCUCCAACGUUCUUCAGUUGAAUGAACAAGAAAAGGCGCCCUUUGCCCAACUGAUACAUGCUUUGCGAUGUGGCGCUCCCCCACAUGGAGGCAUCGCCCUUGGAUUCGACCGACUGAUGGCUAUCCUCUGCGGGACAGCAUCGAUCCGGGAUGUGAUUGCGUUUCCCAAAACGAGCGUGGGCACAGACCUGCUGUUCAAAAGCCCAGCCAAAGUGGAAGGAAGAAUUCUGGACCAGUAUGGUAUCCAGGCCCAGGCAUGAAGAAGAGUGUACAGCGAAAAAGUACAACGGAUAUAAACUAGAUUUAAUGACAUAUAAUACCAUAGGCAGCAUAAUCUGAACGAACACCUCAACUCGCAACAGGCUCUGGCUCAGACCCAUUCAGAUGCGGGAAAGAGGAUAGCGUGGGCGUGUCUCCAUCCGACUUGGCCGACUCGGAAUCAUAUGGCGUAUGUCCGUAGACAUAUGCCCAGGAGUUCGCUUCCGGCGGAGGAGGUGAGAUGCUUAGCGGCUCGCUGCGAUCUUCACUGGCUUGUCGCGAACGAGACUCAUCUAUAGGCAUGAGCACACUUCGAAGCAUCGACUCAGAUUUUCGCGAGUGUCGACCAGUGGUGGCGCUCUGUUUCCUCCCGGUGAACGGCGGAGAGAUCGAUCGAGGCGGUGAUGAAGGUUGAUCUUCCCAUUCGGGAGACAGCGAUGGGAACGCGACUGUUGUUGGGUUCGGAACCAUCCAUGGAGGUGUCGGCAUCGGACUGGCCGUGGUUGGAGUCGUGCUGGUCAUAAUGGAAAGGGGCGCAAGGAUGCUGAAAAUCUGGUCCUCAGGUUGUGGGGCGCCAUACGAAUCGAACGGAUCUGGAAUGGCUUGAAGCAUUGGUUCGAUGAUAGGAUCCGACCUAUUUCAAAAGAAGGUUAAGUCAUUUAUCGACCAUGACCUCGAUAGUGACGAACGCUUUAGAUGUGAAUUUGUCG